CCCGGCCGGCUCUGAGGGAAGUAGGGAGCCGCCUCGGCGUGCCGUGCCGUACCGUGCCGCCCGCCCGCCUCGCCUCGCCCCCCGCCGCCUUGCCGCCGCCAUGCUGCCCGGGGUGGGGGUGUUCGGCACCGGCCUGACGGCGCGGGUGAUCGUGCCGCUGCUGAAGGCGGAGGGCUUCGCCGUGAAAGCGCUGUGGGGCCGCACGCCCGAGGAGGCGGAGGAGCUGGCCAAGGAGAUGAGCGUCCCUUUCUACACCAGCCGCAUCGACGAGGUGCUGCUGCACCAGGACGUCGACCUGGUCUGCGUCAACUUGCCGCCGCCUCUCACCCGGCAGGUCGCCGUCAAGACCCUGGGCAUUGGAAAAAAUGUCAUCUGUGACCGAACUGCAACUCCCCUGGAUGCUUUUAGGAUGAUGACGGCGGCUCAUUAUUACCCAAAGCUCAUGAGCAUUAUGGGGAACGUUUUACGCUUCCUGCCCGCUUUUGUGAAGAUGAAGCAGCUGAUCCAGGAGGGUUAUGUAGGGGAGCUGCUGGUGUGCGAGGUGCAGGUUCACAGUGGAAGCCUUCUGGGCAAGAAGUACAAUUGGAGCUGUGAUGACCUGAUGGGAGGUGGGGGUUUGCACUCGGUCGGCACCUACAUCAUUGACCUCCUGACCUUCCUCACCAGCCAGAAGGCCGUGAAAGUGCAUGGGCUGCUCAAGACCUUUGUGAAGCAGACAGACCACAUCAAGGGGAUACGGCAGAUCACCAGCGAUGACUUCUGCACGUUUCAGAUGGUCCUGGAGGGUGGUGUGUGCUGCACGGUGACGCUCAACUUCAAUGUCCCGGGAGAGUUCAAACAAGACAUUAUUGUGGUGGGUUCAGCAGGACGGCUGAUUGUAAUAGGCACUGAUCUCUACGGACAGAGCAACAGCUCUCCUCAGAGGGAGCUUUUGCUAAAGGACUCCACACCAGUCAGCAACUCCUUACUUCCAGAGAAGGCCUUCAGCGACAUCCCAUCCCCCUACCUCCGGGGCACCAUUAAGAUGGUUCAAGCUGUCCGGCAGGCGUUUGAGGAUCAGGAUGACAGGAGGACCUGGGACGGGAGGCCCCUCACAAUGGCAGCCACUUUUGAUGACUGUCUGUAUGCCCUGUGUGUGGUAGACACCAUUAAAAAGUCAAACCAGUUGGGGGAAUGGCAGAACAUUUCAAUCAUGACUGAAGAGCCAGAGCUGAGCCCAGCAUACUUAAUCAGUGAAGCCAUGCGGAAGAGCAGAAUGUCUCUGUACUGCUAGCUUCUAGGAAAGAAUAGGAACCAGACAGCUCUUAAAGGAAAUGGUAAUUCAGCCCCUGUGAAGGGCCUGGGAGUCUUAGAAAGAGCAGAGGAUACAGGACAAGGAAAUACAGUGUUUGGAUCAACUACAUCUGAUGGUGGCUAAUAUGCCAAAGUGGUAAGGUCCUUAGAAAUGCCCAAAACAGAGGAGACUUAAGAGCUGACGUAACCCAACUGUUUUAAUAAAAGUAUUAGCUGGCUGAUUGGAAAGAUAUAUCACAGACUCAUCUCCUGCUUGCAGGUGCUUUUGAUUAUCCAAUUGUGUUUACUGUGAAAGGUUGGGAAGAUCCUUUUGGAUUUUCCUUUCCUACCAGAGGGCUGUGAAGGUACUGUCAUGUCAUUAAAUUUUCUGUAUUAUCUGACAUGAAUGGUUCCUACCAUGACAGCUGACACCACCAUGCUGUAGUACUACACCUCAAACCAACACACCAAACAACAGGACUUGUUGUGAAAGUGUCAUGUGAGAUGGAAAAAUCUUGGCAGCUCACUUUUUAUAUAGUUUGCUAGGAACUUCUCUGUGUUGGUUUAGCUAGUUGUUUUUGUAGAUUUUUUUUUGUUGUUGUUACAUUUUGGUUUGUUUUAUUUAAAGCACAAUUCAGUAGGAAAAUGUGUGGCUUAUAAAACAAAGCAGUCCUCAACCACAGUCCUGGUAUUGGCAGAGGGAGGGUAUUCUGUGAGAUAGUCUUCAGUGAUAACUGCACAGAUUUGCUGAUUAAAAUAGGUUGUGCAAAACCUACAUGGAUGGCAUGUGGCAUGACACAGUACUGAUGGUGGGUUUUAUUACAGAGCUGAACUCAGGUUAGUCUUAUGAAGGCUUACACAUGAUUUCUUGUGUCUGGGACUGACUUUUGAGUGAAUUCAUCCUGCAUUUUGUUUUUAGGUGGAAACAGUAGAAAUCCAACCCCAAACCAUAUGAUACUAAAGACAUGUGGUUUUCUUUUAAACCUUUGUGAACCUACACUUGAGAGAUACACACUGAUGAUUAAUUUCAUAUAGCUCAGCCCAGAGGCUUUCACCUCCACCAAGUGGUGAGUGUGAAAACCAAAAGAGAUGAGAAAUUUUCCUGUCCAUUUCCAGGGGAAAAAAAUUACACAAAACUUCCACCUCUUCACUUCUUAAAGUGGCCAUUAGCUGGUACUGUAGUAAUCAUUCCCUGUCAUCAGUGCAGGGGUGGACAAACUCUUUUGAUAUGUUUGCCCUGUUCUUCUUUUUAAUAUUUUAGAUUGCAGUCUUGAAAUAAUAUAUUCUUUCAAGAAUUCAGUCUUGAAAGAAUAUAGUGAAAGGCACAUAAAUGAUCCCAGUAAACAGGGAUACUGAUUUUCUGUCUAAAGCUGCUCCAGUGCUUACAUGUUUACAGAGCUAGGUCCUCAGAUAGGAAAGAAGUAGAACACAAGCAUAUAGCACUAGAUUAGAUUAAUCUUGAGAAAACCUAUUCAGGGUCUUUUGUUAAUUUUGACUAGUGGAAAGAAGAGAACAUUUGGACAAGCAGUAAAGUAGAAGAGAAAGCAUGACCCUCUUUGUCAAGGCAUUAGUGUUGCCAUUUUAGGUUAGAAAGAGAACUGUCAGAAUAAUUUAGAUUUCUUUAAAAAGCACUUAGAGUUUUGCUAUUUUUAGGAGCACUAAGGAUUUCUCUAGGGUUUCUUCUACAAAUGACUGUCUGAUUGCUGUAUGCUCUUGCCUGUCCUAUGCCCAGUUUUAAAGCUUUGUGUUUUUGAACAGAAUGACAGCAAUAGUUUGUUUCAUCUCCUCUGACUUCAGCCGGGUGAAGUCAGGUGUUUUAUCCUGAUCAGCUGUGCAAGUCAGUACAGAGAGAGCUCCAAAGGCUGACUCAGUUAACCCUAAGUUAAUAUAGAAGGAGGUGCCUACUGGAAAUUCCCAUCCUCCCUGUUUGCAGAGAGUCUUGGUUUCUAAAUUUUUAGGUGUCUAAACUUAGGAACCCAGAACUUACUGAUUUGUUCUUAAAAUUAGAUGAGCUUAUGUGUGACCUCUCAUGAAAUACUUCCUAAAGUGUAAUAGUGUGGCUGAUGAAGGAAUAAUGAAAUACUACAAAACUGCACCCAGGUGGAGAAUUGUUUCUAUCCAUGUUGUUCAGCAAGUUCUAGCAACUCUCUCUGGGCCUGACCAGUUCUGCUAAGACCUCAGGCAAGCUUUUUUCGAUCCUUCUUGGAAGCAGCCCUUGACAAGUUUGGCUGUUUUUUCUAAAAACAGAUUUCUCUGAAAACUCUUGAGGUGUUGUAUCUAUGCCAACAGAAAUUUCCCAUUAUAAUUGUCAUGGUAUACUAUGCUACCCAGUUCCUGCCCUGAAAAAUACACAGAGAAAUACAGAAGUGAGAAUUUGAUCAAGAAAUCAUCUCUCUCUUCUGAAAAAUGGAAUUAGCCCCAAGGGGAUCAAAAGAGUUUUCAUAUAGUAAGGCAAAAGCCAUUUAUUGAAAAUAGUGGCUAGUUCAAGUCAUGAAUGCAAGCCUGGUAGAUAAUUAACCACAUCUAGUUAAACAUCUUCCAAAACUGGAACUAAACAUGGGCCAAAAUGUUUGUGACUCCUACUUCUAAGUGGUUUGGCCAUUGUGCUGGAAUUGUUUUCCAUGUUUUUGCACUUCAUUUUGGUUCACAAAUGUUGACAGUUUUUCCUAUCUGUAUUUUCUCUUUUAAAUGUGUUUUUCUGGGUUUUGUGAUGCCAGCUGGCAGAAGAGAUGCUGAAUCCUGUUCCCCAUCCCUGCAAUGAACAGUCAGUCCCCAGGCGAGACACAGUGCAUAGGGAUGGUACCACAGAGCUCAACCUUUCUGCCCCAGACCUAAACGUUUAGGUGACAGGCAUCAUCCAUCAUCUCUGCAGCCUUAUUGAUGCAGACAGUGCUGCUUAACAGAAAAGAAAAUCUGAUGUAUUGGUUACAUAGCCAUUUGAUGCUACUAUUAGUACUGGCUUGCAAAUGUGUUGAAUCCUGUACAGCUCUUUGUGAGACCACAGCGUUGGCCCCAGAGAGGCAUCAAGAAUGAGCAGGGCCAGGGUGGGACCUCCUCUUCUGACAGCAAGAAAGAUCUUAUGCCAGAUUUAGGUGAAAUUGUUACCUAACUGGGAUGACAGCAGUAACUGCAUACACUUGGGAUGGUAUGACAGUUUUUCCAUUCUCUAGGAGGUGAAGGUGCUGUAUAGUCAAGUGUAAAGAUCCUAAACUUCCAUCUAGCUUCAAGGAGUAAGGGAUUCAGUUUACUUAUAGAAUGUGUAUUACUAUUCUGAUAAAUUGUUACUUUUCAAUCUGGAAUCUUUGGUGGCAGCAUCAAGCCCUCUGCUCUUUUGGUACAGCUGGCUUUAAGAGUUUGGGCAGCAGAUAGCAGAGAUGAACUUGAUUAAAAUACAAAAUGGUACCACUCCAGGAAAUAUAAAUUUGGAAUUGCACUUUUAAUGCUGUUCUUUAAUGCUGUGCCACAAGGUUUGAGAUGAAUGCUGCUAGAAUUGGUGAAGCCUAAUAGCCAAACUGUGGCUACUGCUGGAAUUUACAGUAGCCCCCAAAUGAGCUUGUUCAUACAUUAGGUAAGAAAUGUUCAUUCUUCUUCCCUGGGGCUGCUUUUGGAGAGGCUCUUUCCUUUGCCAUCAACCUGUGCACAUAGGAUACUGAACAAUAUGGUCUAUUGCCAAAGACAAGAGGAGCCAAAGGGUGAGCACAGGUAAAAUGCUUUGCUGCUCAGCAGGGAUCUGGGAUGGUCAUCUGAAAAGUGGUAUCUUAUUUCCCAUGGGAAUUGCAUUGGGCUCCACACCAGGGGUAGGGAGACCCUACUCUGCGCAGCAGGAGGGCAAAACUGAAGUCCUUCUGUGUGCCCAAAGGGGAGUGGUGACUGCAGCAGCAGAGAGUGACAAGAAGGUUUAUCUGUAAUCUGCCACCUAUACACUUGCACCAACAGUUAACAUUUACUGGUAGCACAGAGAGUGAGGGCUGUGCCUGGCUGAGGGUGUUAGCAGCAGCCUUCUUCUGCCUCUGUGUUUGGGAGCCUGAAAAGAGACCCUGGGGAAAGCAGCAUCCAUCCUGUACUCCUGCUGGAUCUGUGUGGAUCCUUAUUGCCGAACUCAGUGAAGUUCUACAUGGAGGCAAAAGAACUCUGCAGGAGCUUAGGGUUUCCUAUAUUUAAUAUGCAUGUGUUAAAUCUGUAGUACUUAAGCUGUGUAGUUGAAAAUACCAAGUUGAGGUUAUAUGUCCUUAACCGUGCAGCCAAUAUGGCAGAGAACUGGGGCAUACAUAGGCAAAUUUAGGCUCAGGAUGGGCUGCUGUAGAGUUCAUCCUUUGCUUUGGCUGAAAGCAUGAGAAAUUCCUGCCCAGCCAGCACAGAGCAAUCAGAGGCACUCUCCACUUUGUACUUAGUGUUUCCUUCUUUCGAAUAGCUUUUGAAUCAGUGACUGUACAAGUGAACAGCUGUCCUGGAAGUUCAGCCACUCAAAAAAGAAGGCUGGGACAACUGAAUUUCUCUGUUACCUUGUUUAUUUCUGUGUCCAUACAAAUGUGGAAAAGACCCAGAGAAUUUUAAAUUAUUAAUUUCUCUUAGAAAAAUUAAAAAAGGAAUAAAAGAGCAGAUUUUAUUUAAUGGCUAAAGGUAUACACAGUAUCUUGAUGAUGUCAUUGCAGGGAUCCCAAAAGUACUUGAUGAUGGAAUUUCUAAUUGCUGGGAAUUUUUAGAUUUGACUUAUUCAGUAUAGAAUUUAAAAAAUUAUGAAGUCUCUUCACUGAUAAGUCCUGUAUUUACGAGAGCUUAAAAGCACCAAGCAGACUUCACGUUAAUAUGCAAGACAUUGGUGUGAUGUUCUAGUGGCCCAGAAGUAUGAAACUUAGCAUUGGACUGUGUGACCUCUACAGUGCUCUCUAGAUAUUUAGAAAUAGUUGUGAAAUGGCAGGACUGUUCAGGACAGCAGUUUCUUGCUGUUGUUGUUGAAGUUGUUAUUUGUGGGGAGCAAAGUGUGUAAAUUUUAGAGACAAAGUAUGACUGAAUAAUAAUUGGCAGUCUCAUCUGCUUUAAAAUUUCCUCUUCUGAGCUGCUGGGUGAAGCCUGUCCAAUAAAAAUAAUUUCCCCUUAAACAAUAACUGCUUGCUUCCAUUUGCUCAUGAAAAGGAGAAAUUUUAAGUAAAUGGGACUGUACAUAAUGCUGCAUUCAUGAACUGAUGUCAUAACCUCAUGACUUACUGAGUGUAUGAAGCCAGACCCCAAGCAAGUAAUGACUUUUUCAAAGCUGCCAAAUCAAAGCCCUGGGGUUUGGGAAUGAAGGGUAUCAGCUUAGGUCAAACUAAGAUUGCUUUUAUUCAGCAUUUUCAGUUAAAUGAAUAAACAGAAUGGCUAUGGUCAAUCCAAAAUUGAAUGCAAAAGAUGGUUGUAGAAGGUCAUUUAUGUUUUCUCCUUUGGGAUUAAGUUCCACUUUUAAGGAAUGCUGUUUUGAAAUGAAAAGCUUUUUAAAAUGUAUCUUUUAUUAUGUUUUGGCACGUGUGAUAUUAACUGUUUGGGUGUGGGUCUUUUUUGUUUGUUUGUUUUUUGUUUAUUUUUAAGUUUGUACUUUAAAAAAUCCCAUCCAUUAGGUUCAGGCCGUUCAGUGAAUUCAGCUGUCCUUUGGCAAGGUUGGCUCUGACCCUGCAGCGUCACGCAGUGACCCCAUUUCUAGCAUCUGAAUCUGGCUGUCUGGGUUUCAUUUGUGUCUCCUUGUGGCACUGGGAAAACUGGUUCAUUACACAGACUUGGCAACAGAUAAUCAAGUUAAUUUUUGCAGCAGUGCCAGCCAUCAUCUUUAAAAGCACUUAACUCUAUUAACUUGUUUACCAUGGUUAUUUAUGGCCUUCCAGCCAUGUGCUGUCCAUUACUUCCUUUUCUUUUUACACCAGCCAUCAGACUCGCUUUGCUCCCCUUUCUAUUUUUCAUUCCAUGGCAAGCCACAAGGCGAGUCUCUUAUUUCCCACUGAGCUCAUGCCCAGUCUGUGUGACACAUGGCAUAAAGGGUGGUGAACCUACAACUUGAAGUAGUUUUAAACACGGAUUUAUUACAAAAUAUGUUAACACUGCAGCUACUCGAGGAUGUGGCAUACGGAAUGCCCAGCCAGGGCAGGAAUCAGAGCUCCCUGCUAUGCCAUGCUUCACAAGUGACACUCACUGUUUCUCUGUACUAGUUUUUCUUUUAUUUGAUUUUGAAAAUGAGAAUAUGUUCAGUUUGUUGCUGUGUCAAUAUUAAGUAUAUAUUUAUUGUUUUUCAGACAUACAUACAUAUAUAAAAAUGCUAUAUAUAUAUAUAAUGUCAACGCAUGGACAUAUGUACAGUAGAUAUUUUAAAGAGCUAUUUAUCAAGAAAAGUAAGUGUUAUAAGUAAACAGAGUUUAUAUUUUAUAUAUUAUGUAGAUAGGAAAAAAGGGGUUAAAUUAUAGUAGGACUUUUUUGGGGGGUGGGGGGCCUGGAGAAACGGACAAGGACUGGUUCUAGCAUUUUAAAUAGCCAAACUACUUUGUACGGAAGCUGCCUGCUGUGCCUCUCGGCUGCAAUAUCUGUUUGCUUCUUCUUCUGGAAGAUGAUGUGCAUUGUUACUUUUACAUUGCUUGGGAAUGUAGUUAGUUUAUUCUCAGCCAACUGGUAUGUGCUGCUUAAAACAUGGUUUCCUGCUGUUCUGCAUAUUUGCAUUGAUGGAGUAAAAGGAUCUUAACUGGCAAAUAAAGACGUAAAAGGAUGUGAUCUCAGC
Messenger RNA from Calypte anna (Anna's hummingbird), 8005 nucleotides. RefSeq names its product glucose-fructose oxidoreductase domain containing 1 (gene GFOD1). Gene Ontology annotation, molecular function: nucleotide binding. The transcript is spliced from 2 exons. Lineage: Eukaryota; Metazoa; Chordata; Aves; Apodiformes; Trochilidae. The coding region runs from base 101 to 1273 and encodes 390 amino acids. The record is from RefSeq and is a predicted model, not a curated record.